AACAGUUAUAAAAACUACAAAAUGAAGGCCCGACAGUUUGCCGACGCUGUAUCCAGUGUUUACCAGUCCUAUCACAUGGACCCUGAUUAUACUGUCAACUCUGAACGAAUCAAGGAAGCACAUAUCAUAGUCCAAGACACGCGGAUGGAGAUAAUGUCGCUUCUGUCAGCUGGAACGCUGACUGAUGCCAAAGUCGAGCUGCUGAUAAAGAAAGUUGGCAAAUGUCUGAUGAUCAUCCAAUCGUUCUACAGCAAUACAAACUGGGUCGAGAUGAACGGUGGAACACCUUAUUUAGAUUUUGGUUCACUGGCGACACUGCAGUUGAUGCAGAUAGCCUCGACGGAUGAAGCAACUUGUAAUUCUUGUGACGACAGAAGUUCCGCAUUAAGAUUAGGUUCCUGUGAUUCCAACUUGUUGGUCACUGAUCGUCUCACCAGUGGAUAUUGGUAUGGUCAGAAUCACUCUCCAAAACCGUCAGCUGACCCAGCCAGCGUCAAAGGAAAGUGUAGCCAUGGUGGCCUGAGGGAUUCUGGGAAGGAUACUCCGGCGACAGGGGGUAUCAAUAAGGAGACUACUGACAGGAAUCUUUCGCCACAUUCUCAUCUCCAUCCCCAAGCUUCUGAGGCUGCAAUCCAAGCUACAGUAGAGUUCUUCAUACAUUCAACAAGUGGAAUACUCACAGACAUCGAUCAAGAUAAAAUUCUAAACCUUUUUGGAUUGCAAAGGAAAUCGAGAACAUCUCUUGGAUUUGCUAUCGACGUCAGUGGGUCCAUGAGCAAUGAUAUAGCACAUGUGAAGGCGGUGUUAAGUAAAAGAGUCAACGAAGAAAGAGUGGGUACUAUCGAACCAAGCAAAUAUGUGUUAGCUACAUUCAAUGACCCCGAAAGUUUGACUACAGUUGCCAGUACAGUUGAUGGUGAUGAAAUGAUUCGAUGGCUUGAUGCACUUUCUGUCAGUGGAGGGGGUGAUUGUCCAGAAUAUGCAAUAUCUGGAUUGCUGGCUGCUAUAGAACUCUCGGAAUUAAAUUCUGUAAUCAUUGUUGCCACUGACGCCGACGCUAAAGAUACAUAUAAUGCUGCCACUGCUGUGGGUGCUGCAAAUGCAAAAGGGAUAAAAGUUGAAUUUCUACUUACCGGAUCAUGUUCUCGACGACGCAGAUAUGUUCCAUUAAGACACAAAAGAGAUCUGGCGACGUUCCAAAGUAUUGCUGGUGGUACCGGAGGAACUGUGUAUCGAAUUGGUAGUAGUGAACUCCCCACAAUUCUUGAUAAGUUGCUCGAGGAAAGCUUUACGCCCUCUACAUCGGUAAUGGACUAUUUUGUCCAGACAACAUCAGAAGGCCACUCGAUGGAUGUAUAUGUAGACAGUGAAAUAGACAGCCUUGUAAUCACAAUCUCGGGUCCCUACAGUCUAACGGAAGCGUCCUUAGCAGACCCAACAGGAACCGUGGAUAUUUUUUCUACAGGAAACGCCACUCGGUCAUAUUCCAGUUCCAGCAUCACUAUGACGAUACAGAAUCCGACGCCCGGUACCUGGGUACUGACUCGCUCUGCAAUUAGACAGUGGGAAGUCAACAUUAAUGUGUACAGCGAUUUAGAUAUAGACUUCCAGCUUAUAGAGACGGACGACUCGGGGAUAUACUACGUAUCCAACAGAAACCCAAUAAUAGGCGAAAACUACACACUGGCCGUGGAAGUCUACAAUCUGAACUCCGCCGCGUCAUCAUUUGCUAUGAACAUUCUUGACGAGGACGGAACUGUAACUGUCACCGCCCCGAUUAACAUCACGUUUUUACCGUCUAUAACCACUGGCUAUACUUCAAUCGAGAUCCCUUCUACAAACUUUUAUGUCCAAUUGAGUGGGAUUGAUCAGAAUGGCUACCAGUUCAAAAGAAUGGUAGGGACAUUAGUCACUCCGGUCGCUGUGGAUUUGUUCGUACAACCAAUUUAUGGAAACCUUGCCAUCGGAACACCUCAGGACGUUACCUAUACACUGCGUAACCUGGGUGACACUACAGAAACAUACACCGUUACUAUCGUCGAUGAUAAGGGACGCGUCUUGUCUCCAUCGUCAAGACUUCACAGUGUCAACGCAGGGAAGAACAUAACUGGGACCUUUCAGUUAUCCAGCAUCGUCGAAUUGGAAUACAUCACCUAUACAGUCAGUGUCAACGUUCAUGGAUCAUCCAUUGUUCUCCAGUCAACGACAUACACAGCCAUGUUCACUGGGCCGUUCUGUUCAUCAGUGAUGGCGUCACCUAAAUGCAACCAGGCCAUUGCCGAGAGUAGCAAUUGUUCGACGUUUACGUGGUCUGCCACUGCUGUGUUUUCGUUUGACGUAUGGAUAUUCCAAGUCGCCGAUGACGUCACAGUAACAAUUGACGGUGUCGACAGCACACGUCUUCAUAUCAAUGGAAAUUGCUGUGUUAGAAAUUUUACAGUAAAUGCGUCCCCAUCAACCGGAAGUGGUUGCCAGGUGUCACAGUUGGUAACCACAUCAACGUCGUAUGAAUUGGUGGUUAAUGACAACAGCAAGGAUGACGAUGAGGACAUAUACUUAACUGAGGACACAGGUACUAAUAUCGGGCUGAUCGUUGGGGUACUACUUGGAGUAGGCGUCCUCGUACUGGCUGUAACAGGCUUAUUGAAGUACGUCUCACGGAAAACGGAUGCUGUGAAAGAGGAUGGCGUGAUAGAAUUUAAAGACGAAACGCAUGCCGACACUUCACAGAGAACGCGAUUCGAUCCAAAGUUACUUGAUCCCAAAUCACUACAGUAUCAUAAUGAUGUUAACGUCAUUUCCGCCUGAGGCUACAAGGCUGAGUUGGAGUACCACUAACCUUGGCGAAGGACGUGGACAAUCUCGAAUGUAGAUGUGUGAUAAGUACUGUAGCUAGAUUACAGUACGACGACAUGGAAUCUUUUUGAUGACAUACUUUUGGGACAAACAAUCGUGUACCAACUUACCAAAGGGAUGUUUUUAUCUAAAACAAUUUCAUGUGUAUGUUUUCUGUCCUGUGUUUUCCUCGAGUCCGUAAUCCAUCCGUAACAAUUGUUAUAUAUUUGACUUCCUCUUGAUCAAUUGACCUUUACACUGAAUGUUGUAUAUGCCUUUUAGGUCAUCUAACCAAAAGGUGAGGAUGACCUAUUGCCAUCGUGUUCCGUCCGUCGUCGUCCGCCUUGCGUAAGACUUUUUCUUUCAAAAUGCUACUCCUCCUUAACCCUUGGGUGGAUUACUUCCAAAUUAGGUGUGGAAUAUUAUUGGGGAAGGGCUAUCACAGUUUUUAUAAAUGAUGCUUGUGGUGCCCGUGGGGACAGAAGAGUGAUGCCCCAAAAGGAGAACUUAACACAAAUUUUGCUUUAAAAUCGUACUUCUUAAUGCCUUUAUUGAUUACAACCGAAUUUGGUUUGAAACAUUUUAAGGGAACAGCAAUCAUAAUUUAUAUAAAUGAGAUAGGUCUGAGCCCUUGGGAAAGAAUGAUGGGGCAACCAAAAGGAACACUUAGGUAAAAUAUCGCUUUAAAAUGCUACUCCUCAUUAAUGCCUUAAUUGAUUAAAAUAAUAUUUAGUAUGAAACAUCAUUGGGGAAGUGAAAUCCCUAAUUGAUAUAAAGGAGGCUUGUUCGACCCAUUAGGACACAGGGACAUGCCCCCCAAAUGGGAACUUGGCUGAAAUUCUGCUGUAAGAUGCUGCUCCUCCUUAAGCCAAAAAGGAUACAAACCAGAUUUGAUCUGAAACAUAACUGUCUGCGUGUAAAUAAGUUAUGAUAAUGAUGCUGGAUUGAGUGGUGUGUUCCAUGCUUUAAGUGGUUGCCAGAUGACCGUUAAGGCCCAUGGGCCUCUUGUUUCUAAUUAGUCAUUCAACAUUUCUCGGUUACUGAUUUGAUAACAUAAAUUAUGUAGACACAAAUAAUAUAAUGACGUCAUACACAUACUUUAUAACGUCACGAUCAGUUUUCAACGAGAAAUAUUAGUUUAUUAGUUUGGGAAACAUACGCCUAUCUGUCGGAGAGACCCGGGUUUAAUGAUAAGUAUUAUUGAUUUAUAUUUACAAUAUUUUCAUAUCAUUAGCUGAAGAGUGUUGUGUAACAUUCGACAAUGAUUUUCAUACAAUGAUUAUAUGAAUUUAGCUAUAAUCGUUUGUUUUUACUGUCUUCAGCUCGCUAUGUUAACAAUAAAGUGUGAGUUCUGAUUUCUCAUCCAGUGUUAACGCUAUGUUAGGCCUAUUACUAUAUAUAUUUUUUCUUCAUUGUUUUGAAUUUCAUCAAUAAUAAACUUCGUAAAAGACUUGA
Messenger RNA from Pecten maximus, 4290 nucleotides. RefSeq names its product von Willebrand factor A domain-containing protein 7-like. The transcript is spliced from 20 exons. NCBI's taxonomy places the organism in Eukaryota, Metazoa, Mollusca, Bivalvia, Pectinida, Pectinidae. The record is from RefSeq and is a predicted model, not a curated record. The coding region runs from base 22 to 2808 and encodes 928 amino acids.